AAGUACCGAAUCGGGCCGCGAGCGCGCAGUGGUGAAGCACCGUGCGCGACAGUGCGUGCGUUCCGCCCGUGUUAUCAGCAAAAAUAUGCAAAAGUAUGAGAAGCUCGAGAAAAUAGGAGAAGGCACUUAUGGCACCGUGUUCAAAGCCAAGAAUCGCGAGACACACGAAAUCGUCGCGCUCAAGCGAGUACGACUGGACGACGACGACGAAGGUGUGCCGUCGUCGGCUCUGCGGGAGAUCUGUCUUCUAAAGGAACUCAAACAUAAGAAUAUAGUUCGUCUCUAUGAUGUGCUACACAGCGACAAGAAGCUCACCUUGGUGUUCGAGCACUGUGACCAGGAUCUCAAGAAGUACUUCGAUAGUCUCAAUGGAGAGAUCGAUCUAGACAUCGUUAAAUCAUUCCUAUAUCAAUUGUUAAGAGGACUGGCAUUUUGCCACAGUCGAAAUGUUCUGCACAGGGAUCUUAAACCGCAAAACUUACUCAUCAACAAGAACGGGGAGUUGAAACUCGCUGAUUUCGGAUUGGCAAGAGCGUUUGGUAUCCCUGUAAAAUGUUAUUCAGCAGAAGUAGUUACAUUGUGGUACCGUCCCCCGGAUGUUCUUUUCGGAGCAAAAUUGUAUACAACAUCCAUUGAUAUGUGGAGCGCGGGCUGCAUAUUCGCUGAACUGGCGAAUGCCGGCAGACCGCUCUUUCCCGGAUCGGAUGUAGAUGAUCAACUGAAAAGAAUAUUUAAGAUGUUGGGCACACCAAACGAGGAGACUUGGCCGGACUUGACAACGCUACCCGACUACAAGCCCUUCCCGCAAUACCAUCCCACGCAAGGACUGGCACAAGUUACGCCCAAACUCAGUUCAAGAGGCAAAGACUUACUCCAGAGAUUAUUAGUGUGCAAUCCGGCCCUACGGCUGUCGGCGGAGGAAGCGAUGGCGCAUCCAUACUUCAACGAUUUAAACCCUGCCAUGAAGAACGACCGAUGCCAAUAGCGAAUUCCUAUUAACUUAGACCGACUGAAAGCAUUACGGCACUUACGGCGCUCACGGCGCAGCGAUCAAAAUGGAA
Harpegnathos saltator (Jerdon's jumping ant) is the source of this 1061-nucleotide messenger RNA. It is a transcript of the gene Cdk5, whose product is annotated as cyclin-dependent kinase 5. Gene Ontology annotation, biological process: synaptic vesicle transport; axonogenesis; neuron apoptotic process. The transcript has 7 exons. Gene Ontology annotation, cellular component: cytoplasm; nucleus. Gene Ontology annotation, molecular function: cyclin-dependent protein serine/threonine kinase activity; ATP binding. Bases 86 to 985 code for a protein of 299 amino acids. NCBI's taxonomy places the organism in Eukaryota, Metazoa, Arthropoda, Insecta, Hymenoptera, Formicidae. The record is from RefSeq and is a predicted model, not a curated record.